GUACCAUUAUCGUGUUAACCUCAAAGAUCAUCUGUUACUAUUUCAUAUUUACUCAUUAUAAAACUUCUGAUAUUUUGAAACAUUCAUCUUUUUGCGAGUUCUUUUUUUUGUAAAACAUGUGUUAUAAUAGUGCAAUGCUUGAAACUUCUAAUUUGUCGCGUGACUUUUUACGUGCAUGUGAAAAUGGUGACAUGAGUAGAGUAGGUAUUCUUGUUGACAAAUAUAGAAUUCGCGAUUGGAGCCACUUUCGGCACUUUGCAUCUGGAGACACUGCAUUGCACGUGGCAGCAAGAGCAGGAAAUUUGAAUGUGGUGACGUAUCUGUACGAAUGUUUUGACAUGCCGGAAUUUAAAGUUAACGUUACCAACAAAGAUAUGAAAAGGCCUUUGCACGAAGCUGCACAAUUUGCGCAAGACAACGUUUUGAAAUAUUUACUGGAGAAAGGUGCAUUGGUGGAUGCUUUAAAGCGUGGUGAUUGGACACCUCUGAUGCUUGCGUGUACUAAAAGUGGUCAUGCUGCAUGUCAAUGCAUCAGUGCCCUUUUAGCCGCUAACGCUAACGCACAUUUGCGUAACAAGGAUGGCUGGACUCCUUUGCUCAUCGCUUGUCGAGUUGGUGACGAGAAUGUGGUCAAUUUAUUAUUGAAGCAUUCGCCGAAAUGCAUUGAUGAUCGAAGCAACAAUGGUCGCAACGCAUUGCACAUUGCCGCAUUUCACGGGCACCAAAAAGUGAUUAAUUUACUCACUGCAUCAAAUACGAACCUCCUGAACGCACAAGACUCUGCAGGCUCCUCGCCGCUUCAUGAAGCUGUGAAACAUGAAAAUAUGAAUGCAGCGAUAUGUCUCAUACAUUUGGGCGCUAAUGUCAGUCUAGUAAAUAAUAUUAAUCAGACUAUCUUGCAUGUUGCCGCGCUAGCUGGCAAUGUGAAAGCUGUAGAAUACAUUUUGAAACAUCACUUGAUUGAUGUGAAUUGCGAAGCUUCCUGUGGGAUCACUCCACUGAUGAUAGCUCGAAGAAAUAAUUGUAGCAACAUUAUUCAGAUUUUGAUUAGAUUUGGCGCUAAAUAAUAAAAAUCGUUUAUAAUAAA
Molecule: messenger RNA, 1087 nt
Organism: Linepithema humile (Argentine ant)
Lineage: Eukaryota; Metazoa; Arthropoda; Insecta; Hymenoptera; Formicidae
Product: ankyrin repeat domain-containing protein 16-like
Biological process (GO): protein localization to ciliary inversin compartment
Cellular component (GO): ciliary inversin compartment
Molecular function (GO): protein binding
Source: RefSeq, a predicted model, not a curated record